UUUGUCAAGGUGGACGAUGUCGACGGCGACGGAGGUGAACCGGAUGACUACGAUGUGGACGAGGAAGAAAUGGAGGAGGUCGAUAACAAGAAGGACUACGACGUCGAGUACGACCCUUUAGCCGCCGCAAUGGCUGGUUCCCGGGGCGGCGCCGGAGACUUGGAAAUAUCUAUUGUGCAGAGCAAGAGCUUUAUCUCGACGCAGGGUUGGGACUCGGAGAUGGUGGUUGAUUACAGGAUAAACGAGGACGAGUUCCAUAAGAUUAGCUUGUUGGACUGCGAUUUCUUCAUAAGGAAACCGCCAGAUCCGGACAACGAUGUUUAUGACUUCAGGGAGAUGUACGUUACUCCUCCGGAUACAGAUGUUUACGCAAUUCCCAGAGUUCUUGCUCCAAUGCCUCAAAAGUACAUUCGCUGUGCGAUGAGUGACUAUGGAUGUUACAAUGUCACUGAACCACCUAUUGAUGCACCACGAGACCCAUUGUACAAAUCCGAGAGAGAGAUCUCCAAGGUCUUUCUGACGAAGCACUAUCGAAACAGAAGGCUAAAUGAUCCAGAUUUCGUGCUAGACUUUGAAGAGAUCUACGUUAUCGACUCCAAGACGAAGUCCGUCACUAGAGCUAAAGUUCUUGUGACGGUCCCGGGAGGAAGAAAUAGGGACAGGAAGAACGACGUGCUUGUAAUACGUGAUAAUGGCAAAUCCUUCAAAAUCAUAGACACUAAGGAAAGAGAAGAUCCGACCACUGUGAUAGAGAGGGAAGAAUGGGCGAAAACCCGAGAAGACAUGGAGAGACAUCUAAGGAAGCUAAGAGACUUCAGCGUCUCCAAUUGGUUCUAAACCCAUCAGAAUCUUUUUCCCGAGACACCAACCAUUGCCUCAAAGACUCCUGUCCCCAUUCGAACAGAAGCAUCCGAUGCUCAAGUGCUAUACAAAUGUUUCUCCCCAACAAACCCCACUCAGUGUGUCACUUUUGUAACAUGCUUAAAUUGUAUGUACCCAUUUUUGUAGGAUAAUGUUCCAUUGCAUGAUUGUACUUGAAAAAUGAUUGUUAAGAUCAAAGAGUUUGGGACUCGAAAAGUGAACACCUAAUCAAAUGGUGAUUUAUCUA
This is a messenger RNA of Tarenaya hassleriana, 1108 nucleotides long. RefSeq lists its product as uncharacterized. NCBI's taxonomy places the organism in Eukaryota, Viridiplantae, Streptophyta, Magnoliopsida, Brassicales, Cleomaceae. The record is from RefSeq and is a predicted model, not a curated record. The transcript is spliced from 6 exons. Gene Ontology annotation, cellular component: plastid-encoded plastid RNA polymerase complex. The annotation marks the transcript as partial.